This is a messenger RNA of Trypanosoma grayi, 585 nucleotides long. RefSeq lists its product as hypothetical. Lineage: Eukaryota; Euglenozoa; Kinetoplastea; Trypanosomatida; Trypanosomatidae. The coding region runs from base 1 to 585 and encodes 194 amino acids. The record is from RefSeq and is a predicted model, not a curated record. The transcript has a single exon.
AUGAGUGGCUCCCAAGCACUUAGACGUCUCUUGUAUAUCGACACAGAAGAGGGAUCUGUUGCGCGCCGUGGUUACCACUAUGAAGGAACGUACGAGCCACUGUUGCGCUCCACAACACUUGAGCAGCCAGCGGCGGUGUUGCCACGCAGUGGAUUUCGCCUUUCCUGUGCUUGUCUAGCGGGAUGCCUCCUUGGGUGUCUGACGAUGAAAGCGCGAAACAUGGAGAGGUGGUGGCUUGGCCUUUUCUUUAUGUGCGGUAUGUACUACAACGCAGUGAAGGCUCAUAAAGUAAACAAUGGUCUUGUCGGCCACCAAAGUGGUUUCUUUGCGGCUGGAAUGGGUGUCUUAGGAUGCGGCAGCCGGUUAGUGGUUCGUGCUGGAAGUAGGAGAAACAAUGUGCGGCUUCUUUCGUUGUUCUCUGCGCUGAUGUGGUACGAAGUUGGAAGGUACCACCUGUGGGCAGAGCAUGUGUCUGAGUUCCGACGUGAGGUGACACCGGAGCGCACGUACAAUCUACUGACGGAGUACGUCCCACAGGGGAUUGACACGGUAUUUCUUCCUUAUCGCUCUGUGUCAUCGCGGUGA